Messenger RNA from Cornus florida, 993 nucleotides. RefSeq names its product probable LRR receptor-like serine/threonine-protein kinase At3g47570. NCBI's taxonomy places the organism in Eukaryota, Viridiplantae, Streptophyta, Magnoliopsida, Cornales, Cornaceae. Gene Ontology annotation, molecular function: protein binding; ATP binding; protein kinase activity. The record is from RefSeq and is a predicted model, not a curated record. The transcript is spliced from 5 exons. Bases 1 to 993 code for a protein of 330 amino acids. Gene Ontology annotation, biological process: protein phosphorylation.
AUGCUAGCAGGUGAAAUUCCAAGAACAAUUGGUAGUUGUGAAAGUUUAGAAUAUUUAAAUAUAGAUAGUAACUUCUUCCAAGGAAGCAUCCCCACAUCUUUGAGCAAUCUCAAAGCUAUUCAAGAAUUGGAUCUUUCUCGCAACAAUUUUACAGGCAAAAUUCCAGAAUAUUUCAAGAGCUUUCAAUUGUUGCAGUAUUUGAAUCUUUCUUAUAACGAUUUUGAUGGCAUGGUACCAAUAAAGGGUGUGUUUAGGAAUGCAAGUGCAAUUUCAAUCAUGGGCAAUAGUAAGCUUUGUGGGGGUAUACCUGAAUUACAGCUGCCUAGAUGCAACCUCAUGGAUCCUAAGAAGAGGGGUUCAACUACUCUUUCCUUCAAGAUGAAAGAGACGCGAAAAACCUUCUACAGAAGAUUCAGGAGGCUUGUUUUUAAGAGUGUCCUACCAAAGCAUCGAAAUCUUGUGAAGAUACUCAGUGCAUGUUCGAGUGUCGAUUUCCAAAAUAAUGAUUUCAAGGCUCUUGUUUAUGAGUUCAUGGUCAAUGGGAGUCUAGAUGACAGGUUGCAUCCAAUUGGAGGACAAGUUCACUGCGAUUUGAAGCCAAGCAAUGUUCUCCUGGAUGACGACAUGACUGCACAUGUUGGUGACUAUGGGAUAUCAAGAUUCCUUCUUGAUGCAAACCAAAAUAUUAGUGAAAAUCAAACCAGUUCUCUUCAGAGGAGAUAUAUAAUUGAACCAACUCCUUUACAUUUGUUUUUACAUGGGGUUGUGUGGAAUGUAGAGUAUGGUAUUGGAAGUGGGGUGUCAACUUCUGGUGAUGUAUACAGCUAUGGAAUACUCUUAUUGCAAAUGUUUCUAGGAAAAAGGCCAACCGAUGAAAUGUUCAAUGAUGGUAUGAAUCUUCAUAACUAUGCUAAGAUGGUUUUGCCACAGAGCAUAGUCAAUAUUGCAUAUUCAAUACUUUUUCAACAAGAAGAAGAGGGGGAGAAUUUUUAG